UCUCUCAUACAUACACAUUCACUUAAGCAAACACACACACACAGUGACAAGUGCAGGUCUCCAGACACCAGGUCUUGCGUCACAGAGAGUGCUAGACGAGCCUCUUCUGUAUGCAGUUUAGCCAACUCAGCUGUACAACUGAUCACAAACGGAGGAGGAGAAGAGAGAGACGGGGGCUUCAAAAUCAUCAGGUGCAGCAGAGAGAGGUGUGUGUGUGUGCGCGGGGUGAAUGAUCGCCUGGAUAUUACACAGAAGAUAAGAGGGAUACAGAGCUGUUAGCCUUGGAUACUUGAAUGGAAAGUUAGCAGCAGUUAUCAAGAAAUCACUAACUCUCCAGCUUUCACCAUGCAUCUUUGAAAAUAUAGAAUUGUUUUCAAUUCAAAUGCAUCUUCCUUCUUCUGCCAGUCAAGCUGUUAUCUGGCUAUCUACAUGAAUUGGUUCCAACCAAGCAGCUAUGAUGGUUGGAAAGCCAGUGAGGCAGGGGCGGUCCAUCUGUAAGGGACUAAUCCUGGGCACACUCCUGACCACCUGUAUGAUUCUACUGUACUGCCUGUCUGCUCCAGAGGUCCAAUUCAGCCUACAAGAAAUCCCAGUGCCUUACUCAUGUGCACAUCGGCCUUCUACCGCCCAUGCCUCAACAAUCUCUAACAGGUCCAAUCAUGGUUCUGGGCAGAGAACCUGCACUCCAAAAGUGGACAUCAUGUUUAUGAAAACUCAUAAAACAGCUAGCAGCACUUUCCUCAAUAUACUCUUUCGCUUUGGCGAAAAGCACCAGCUCAAAUUCGCCUUCCCCAACAGCCGCAAUGACUUCUCCUACCCUUCCCCGUUCCAUCGCUCACAAGUGAAGGACUACAGGCCUGGAAUGUGUUUUAAUAUCAUCUGUAAUCAUAUGCGUUUCAAUGCUGUUGAGGUGGCCAAAGUGCUACCAGUCGACACAGCUUACCUCACAAUCCUUCGUAACCCGGCUGAUCUCGCCGAGUCUUCAUUCCACUACUUUGGACGUGUAGUGCCACUAACAUGGAAGCUUUCAAGGGGUGAUAAGCUUAGAGAUUUCUUGAUGGAUCCUAGGCUUUACUAUGACCCGGAGGGAUUCAAUUCAUUCUAUCUGAAGAACUUGCUCUUCUUUGACUUUGGGCAGGAUAAUAACUUAGAUCCUGAUGACCCAAAGGUGGACGCAGCCAUUCAUGCAGUCGCCAAGCGUUUCCAGUUGGUCAUGCUUGUGGAGUAUUUUGAAGAGUCUCUUAUAUUGCUCAAGGAUGCCCUCUGUUGGGAUAUGGAGGACUUGCUAUUUUUCAAACUCAAUGCUCGGAAAGGUUCAACCAUUUCUAAACUUACUCCAGAACUCAGAGCAAAGGCACUAGAGUGGAACGGCAUCGAUUGGAAACUUUACCAAUAUUUCAACGCCACUUUCUGGCAGAAAGUGUACGCAUAUGGCCAUGAGCGUAUGGUGAGGGAUGUCGCAGAGCUGCGGCACAGAAAUGCAAAAAUGGCUUCUAUUUGCAUUGAUGGAGGCCAUGCUGUUGAUGCAGGAAACAUCCUAGAGACUUCCAUGCAACCAUGGCAACCAAUCGGUGAGAAGUCAAUUAUGGGGUACAAUCUGAAAAAGAACAUUGACAAAGAAAAUCGGAAGCUGUGCAGGAAGAUGCUAACCCCAGAGCUGCAGUACCUUACCGAUAUGGGCGUCAACCUGUGGAUAACCAGACUGUGGGGUCAUAUAAGAGAGAUCCUUCACUGGUAGCCGAAUCGAGAUGUUUUGCAUUUGAUCUUUACCGUUAAAAAGGAUAGUUCCCCCCAAAAUGAAAAUCCAGUCAUCAUGCAUACAUUCUCAUGCUGUUCCAAGCACAUAUUUUUUGGAGAUGCUAUAUGUUAUGCAGAAUGACAGUCUCAGUCACCAUUUACUUUCAUUGUUUGUGAAGAAAAUGUCACUCUCCCUAAAAUCUCCUUUUGUGUUCCAAGGAAGAAAUAAUGUCUUAUGGGUUUGCAACAUUAUUAGAGUGAGUAAAUGAUGAAAGAAAUUUUAUUUUUGGGUGAACUAACCAUUUAAUGUCAAAGGACAGCACUGAUUUGCACGACAAACCUAAAACAUUUUUCUGUGUCAGAAAGAAAUUCAAAUAUUAAAAAACAUGACAGAACUUUUUCAUGGUUAAAUGAAUCUUACACAAACAAGUGGUGACAGUCACAUCUUUAACAUGUUAGCUGUGUGCAGGGGUGGUUCUAGGGUAAAUGGAUAUUCAUAUAAUAUAAUAUAAUAAUAAUAACUGAAAUGUUGUACACUAUAAAGAAAGAAAUCUGUGGGGUGUUAUUUAAAAAGUAAGUCUUUAAAUAUUACUAAAACUAAAAGUUCCCAAUAGUUUUGUUUCAGUUUCAAAUAAGCUCAAAGAUCAGAAGUUGCAUGUUAUUAACACAAGCAUGUUUAAAACAUUUUUAUGUCUAUUAUUGAUUAUUCUGUGUUUCAAAGGUGCUGUAACCGAUUUUAGCCAUUAUGGAACGUCCACAUGAGUGAGCUGUUGAAUUAAACAUGCCCCCUCUUUCUAAAACCCACCCUCCAAAGAUAACGUUGUACCGCUGAGACUGCAGAAGAGCAGCGAUGCAUAUUCUCAGGUUACGUUUAAUAACAUUUGAAAAUGGUGUUUUCAUUUCAAAAUGCCCUCCGUCCACGUUAGCGUUUUCAAGCAAGUUCCAAAAGUUGCAUUUUAUUAUUAUUUGGUACCAAGGGUGUAGCCAGGAAAUUACUUUUGGGUGGGCCUCAAUAAAAAUGGAUGAGAAACAGAGAAACAGUUCUUUUACACUUUCAGAAAUUAGAAUGUAUGCAUUUUUUAAACUGUUUUAAAAAUAUAUAUAUAUGUUUGUAUAAUAUAUAUAUAUAUAUAUAUAUAUAUUUGAAGUCAAAGAAUAAAUAAUAAUCUCUAAUAUUCUGGGUUGGCCUCGGCACACUCAGCUGUCAACACAGUUUCUAAUACAGUAGCUCACCAAGACAUUUAGGCAUUUAGGCUGCAAUCACAUGUGAGUGCUGGACAGCAUGUACCCUAGGUAUUGAAUUGGUCGGUAUUUGGUAUUAUUGAUACUGCACUGAAAAACUGGUAUCAUUAAAUUGUAAUUAAAUAUAACAAUUACAUUUAAUAUAUAUAUAUAUAUAUAUAAAUAAAUAUAUAUUUACAUUUAGUAUCAACAUGAUACUAAUUGACAUCACUAAAAAAUGGUAAAAACAUUAGGGGCUUAAGCCCCAGUAGACUACUCCUAGUGCCACCCAUGGCUGUGUGUUUAUUAAAUAAUGUACUGUAUGUCACCGCUAUGUAUUAUGUAUAUGCUUGAGUCAAUCAUAAAAAUGAAUCAACUACACUUUUUACAUGACCUCAUUCUUUGAAACUCUUAUUGUUGGUACCAAUGGCAAGCAAUAGCAAUAAUUGUCUUGUUUCUGAAACUGUGGAAUCAGUUGUUAUGGAGACAGCUUCAUCGUCACUUGAUGAAUAACCUCUGUCUUGAAUGUCGCGUUAAAAAGUGCUUUGAAGCUAAAGUGUGAUGACGUUUAGUGCUUCCUGUGACAGGAUACUGAGAAAUCCUGGAAUUCACAAAAUAUGACAAAAUAAAAACUU
Molecule: messenger RNA, 3593 nt
Organism: Xyrauchen texanus (razorback sucker)
Lineage: Eukaryota; Metazoa; Chordata; Actinopteri; Cypriniformes; Catostomidae
Gene: gal3st1a
Product: galactose-3-O-sulfotransferase 1a
Exons: 3
Coding region: 455-1738 (427 amino acids)
Biological process (GO): galactosylceramide biosynthetic process; myelination
Cellular component (GO): membrane
Molecular function (GO): galactosylceramide sulfotransferase activity
Source: RefSeq, a predicted model, not a curated record